Messenger RNA from Arachis duranensis, 2503 nucleotides. RefSeq names its product double-stranded RNA-binding protein 1. Gene Ontology annotation, molecular function: double-stranded RNA binding. The record is from RefSeq and is a predicted model, not a curated record. Bases 293 to 2314 code for a protein of 673 amino acids. Lineage: Eukaryota; Viridiplantae; Streptophyta; Magnoliopsida; Fabales; Fabaceae. The transcript is spliced from 6 exons.
GCCAAAAUUCGUACGAAGUAGUAAUUCUUCCAUUAAUCAAUUAAGGAAAUUUCCUGUUCUGUACCAAAUCUAAUCCCUUAGAUGCAGACACCAUACAGAUUUCUAAGAAAGUCAGCAUGAAGACUCUACCCUGAACAAUUGAACCUGAGAGAUUCCUGAUGCUGCAGCGGAAGCACGUGAGGCGGAGGUAGGUAACAGUAGCACUUCCAUAAUAAAACACUAAAAUAGAGUGACAAAAGAAUAAUUUGGAAUCAGAAUUCAGAAAGAAGGCACCGCACACCCACAAUACGAAAUGUACAAAACGAAGGUGCAAGAAUUGUGCCAGAAGAGGUCAUGGAACUUGCCGGAUUACGAAACCACCAGAGACGGCCCCGAUCAUAACCCUCGCUUCACUGCCGCCGUCACUGUUAACGGAAUCCGUUACGAGACGCCGUCACCGUGCCGGAAUUCGAAGGAAGCUCAGAACAAUGCCGCUAUGCUCGCCUUCGAGCAUCUCUCUUCCCAACAGCCCUCCGUCAUAAACCCUUCCCCUCCUCCUUUCCCCCCAAAGCCCAGGCUCAUGCUUAGGCCCAAGCCCAAGCCCAACAACAUUCCAAUCACCGGCACUCCUACUCUCCCAGGCUUGGAUUCUUUCCCCCAACCCACCCUCUUCCCGGGACUCUCUUCUUUCCCGCAGCAUCCUUCUCUCUUUGCUCAUUCCGCUGCUUCAUCGGCUCCUUCGCCUCACUGUACCCCUGGUAUCAACAACAUACUACCCACAAGUAAAGUGUUGCCACAGAAAUUAGAAGGAGGAUGCCAAAUUUCUCAGAUAACUGGCCCUGUUACAGCUGCUAGAGAUACCGUGACAACAGCAGAUCGGAAAAGUAUGGCACACUUGUACAAGAAUCAACUACAAAACUAUGCUCAAAAGCAAAACCUACCGUUACCGGUGUACACUUCCGAGUGGGAGGGCCCUCCUCAUGCCAUGCGUUUCAAGUGCAAAGUCACAAUUGAUGGACAGACCUACGAAUGUCCUACCGCCUUUUCUAAAUUGAAGGAUGCUGAACAUGCAGCAGCUGAAGUUGCUUUAUUGUCAUUAUUGUCGGGAGGAUUUCAAGAGGAUAAUUCCGUGUUAUACAAGAACCUUUUACAAGAAUUGGUCCAAAAGGAAGGAUUUAGCCUGCCUGCUUAUAAUACAGAAAGAUUUGGCGAGGCUCAUAUUCCGAUAUUUAUUUCACACGUGGAAGUUGAAGGGGAGGUUUUUACUGGACAAAAAGCCAAAACCAAGAAACAGGCAGAGAUUAGUGCAGCAAAGGUUGCAUACACCACUUUAAAAGAAAGAUCUGGCGAGGCUCAUAUUCCGACAUUUAUUUCACACGUGGAAGUUGAGGGGGAGGUUUUCACUGGACAAGAAGCCAAAACCAAGAAACAGGCAGAGAUUAGUGCAGUAAAGGUUGCAUACAGCACUUUAAAAGAAAGAUCUAGCGAGGCUCAUAUUCCGACAUUUAUUUCACACGUGGAAGUUGAAGGGGAGGUUUUCACAGGACAAGAAGCCAAAAUCAAGAAACAGGCAGAGAUUAGUGCAACAAAUGUUGCAUACACCACUUUAAAAGAAAGAUCUGGCGAGGCUCAUAUUCCCACAUUUAUUUCACACGUGGAAGUUGAAGGAGAGGUUUUCACUGGACAAGAAGCCAAAACCAAGAAACAAGCAGAGAUUAGUGCAGCAAAGGUUGCAUACACCACUUUAAAAGAACGAAAAGGCAAGUCAGAGCAGAGUUCUUUACUCCCUUUGUUAGAUCAUCCGCAGAAAGCUCCUGAACCUGAGUCAUUGCCUGACUGCUCAGAUUCAACUGUCCAAACUGAAUUCCAGCAUCAUGCUAAUCCAAACUAUCCUGUAAUUCCUGGAGUAAUCUCAUCAAGCCAACCUAACAAAAGUAAGGAAAAACAAUGUGUUAAAGUUUGCUGUAACUCUCUGACCAAAAAAAUAAAAGAAAAGAAGAGAAGAGUUUGUGCUAACCCAUGCACUGCCAUUCCAUCUCCAGAGCCUGUUGUUACAAAGAAGAAAGGGUCCUCCUCUGCAUCUGGAUGUGCAAAUGGCAGCAUGAAGGACUCUUUCUCAUCAGUUGUCAAGGCGGCUGCAGCCACACCUUCACUCUCAGACAGCAAGAAUGUGGCUUCCAACACAAACAAUAUGCCUUCCACUGCAUCAAGCUCCCCAGGACCCAGAAAAAGGAUGGUAGUUUACUCGCGGGAGACUAAUAUGGAAGUUGAAGGAGGUGGCACUUUGAUGCCAAUUAGUGAUGACAAAUGGGCUGCUUACGAAUAUUCCCAUUGAGAACUAAAUUGGUAGAAGAAUCUGCAGACUUGCUUGUAAUGUGUAUCAUAGUUUUGCGAGUCUGAAAUGGAUUGUGUUUGGCAAGACCAUGCUAUUUAUCAAAUUUGGGGGAUCAAAUCUUUAGAUGAAAAGAACUUUAAAGGGCGUAACUAAUACUUUGAAUAUAAUGAAAAAAAAAGAACUUUUUUA